AAAUAGUUAGCUCUCGCGUUACUGAUACAGAAGUAUCUCUGUCCUUGGUUGUUCUAAAAUGGGGUACUGGGACAUUGAGGAUGGGAGCGAUUGUUUUCAGAAGACAUGGAUUACCACGAAGUGGGGCACAGUGUUGGGUUUGGUUGGGUCGGCUUAUCACAUUGUAGCAUUCCAACCGAAGACGGCCAUGCAAGCAGCUGAACGAGCAGCAGCAGGAACACUGACAAUGGCCGCAAUGGGGGCCAUUUUUGGUAUGACCACUUGUAUGAGUGCACAACUACGGGAGAAACCAGAUGACCCAUGGAACUACUUUGCUGGAGGCUGUGCAUCAGGAAUCUUACUGGGUGUUAGAACUCAUAGCUACAUGACAGGAACGUCUUUGUGCCUGGCUUUGGGGACGGUAGCAGCACUAACCAAGAUUGGAAAGAUGGAAGGAUGGAGGCUAGUGGGACCUCCUAGGGUGUAAAUGUAUUGUUCGGAUCCAGCUAUAUGUUCUUGAAAGCCUUUAUUUAAAUUGUAAAAUAGUAUUGUCAUUCUAUCUUGUUAAAUAAAAGUUAAAAAAAUG
Protopterus annectens (West African lungfish) is the source of this 565-nucleotide messenger RNA. It is a transcript of the gene NDUFA11, whose product is annotated as NADH:ubiquinone oxidoreductase subunit A11. The transcript is spliced from 4 exons. Bases 59 to 466 code for a protein of 135 amino acids. Gene Ontology annotation, biological process: mitochondrial respiratory chain complex I assembly. NCBI's taxonomy places the organism in Eukaryota, Metazoa, Chordata, Ceratodontiformes, Protopteridae. The record is from RefSeq and is a predicted model, not a curated record.